GAGUUUGUUCCUUUGCAUAUAACAAAAAAAAAACAAAGAGAUAAGAAUAGACUAUUACUUAUUUAUUAAUUUAUAACGUUCGAAAGAAAAUCGGAAAGCAUCUCAUAGAUAAUUUGCUAGAACACUAGAAAAUAUUGCAAAAUAGAGUCAACAGCACGCCAGGUUAUACAAAUCUGUCAAAUAUCUACAUUUGAUUUUAAACUUUAAUGCUUUGAGAGUUGAGUUGAGUUUAAAAUCAACUAAAGAAAUUUGACCUAAUGCGGUUACCUCACGUGCAGCCGUGUGUUGGUAGCGACAUCUAGUUUAAAACUCGAGAACUACCUUUGUGUUAAUAAUUCCUCAUUACAUCAAUGCUCGCCUUUUACAAUACAAUGCCUCAAUAAAAAUUCUUAAGUUUAUAUUGGAGUCAACCAUUUAAAAGUAAAAAUACGAUCUCUUUCUUUAUCAGGCUUAUGUAAAUGGUUGGUCAUUGAGGGAACACAAGAAAUUAGUCCACGAAGGAUACAAGAGACCCCUCAAAUACCCUUGUACGAUGUGUGAUAAAGUAUUCGAUAGAAACCAGAUAUUGAAGAGUCACAUCCGCACCCAUACCGGUGAGAGACCUUAUCAGUGCACCAAAUGUCCAGCACAGUUCAGCCAAGCCAGUGUAUUAGGCACUCAUGUAAAAUUGAUACACUUAAAACUUGCUAGAAACGGUAGACCGAAAGCGAGCGCUCUAAAAGCAGAAUAGACAAAGAAUAUUAAAAUUCAGUCCACCAUAUAUUUAGCACGGUUCAGCCAAGCUAGUGUAUUAGACACUCAUGUUAAAUUGACGCACUCGA
Messenger RNA from Diatraea saccharalis (sugarcane borer), 821 nucleotides. The record is from the annotation of a GenBank genome assembly. Lineage: Eukaryota; Metazoa; Arthropoda; Insecta; Lepidoptera; Crambidae.